GCGCUACCGGAAAAUUCGCGAAGGUUCCUGAAGCGGAACCGGCCGUUUCCGGAAGUUGGCAGCCGCAGGGGCUGUGGGACCGGUACUUGUUACAGAACGGUUGCAUUCGGAGGCUUUGCGGUGUUUCGGCUUUGGCUGUAACGGUGGGAAAGAAAAAUGGCCCUACUAUGCUACAACCGGGGCUGCGGUCAGCGCUUCGAUCCCGAGACCAAUUCCGAUGAUGCUUGUACAUACCAUCCAGGUGUUCCAGUCUUUCAUGAUGCCUUAAAGGGUUGGUCUUGCUGUAAAAGAAGAACAACUGAUUUUUCUGACUUCUUAAGUAUUGUAGGCUGUACAAAAGGUAGACAUAAUAGUGAGAAACCACCCGAGCCAGUCAAGCCAGAAGUCAAAACUACUGAGAAGAAAGAACUAUCUGAAUUAAAACCCAGGUUUCAGGAACAUAUCAUUCAAGCACCAAAACCAGUAGAAGCAAUAAAAAGACCAAGCCCAGAUGAACCAAUGACGAGUUUGGAAUUAAAAAUAUCUGCCUCCCUAAAACAAGCACUUGAUAAACUUAAACUGUCUUCAGGAAAUGAAGAAAAUAAGAAAGAAGAAGACAGUGAUGAGAUUAAGAUUGGGACCUCAUGUAAAAAUGGAGGAUGUUCGAAGACAUAUCAGGGUCUACAGAGUCUAGAAGAAGUCUGCGUAUACCAUUCUGGCGUACCUAUUUUCCAUGAGGGGAUGAAAUAUUGGAGUUGUUGCAGAAGAAAAACCUCUGAUUUUAAUACGUUCUUAGCCCAAGAGGGCUGUACAACCGGGAAACACAUGUGGACUGAAAAGGAUUCUGGGAAAAAAGUUGUUCCAUGUAGACAUGACUGGCAUCAGACUGGGGGCGAAGUCACCAUUUCAGUGUAUGCUAAAAAUUCACUUCCUGAUCUUAGUCGAGUAGAAGCAAAUAGUACUUCAUUAAAUGUGCACAUUGUAUUUGAAGGAGAGAAACAAUUUCAUCAAAACGUGAAAUUAUGGGGUGUGAUUGAUGUAAAGCGAAGUUAUGUAACGAUGACUGCUACAAAGAUUGAAAUCACCAUGAGAAAAGCUGAACCUAUGCAGUGGGCAAGCCUUGAACUGCCUACAACCAAAAAACAGGAAAAACAAAAAGAAGAUAUCACAGAUUGAGUAGAAGAAGAAAAAGCUAUUGCCUAUUUCAGAAUUCUUAAUGACAUGUGGUGAAGAUGUGGCUUGCUGCUGUAAUCUUUUUUUGCUGUUUUUGUCUGUGAAUUUGGCAUUUCAGGGUCAACGUUGGGUUCUUAAAACCCAAAGUCAGGUUAUCUUUUUGUCUUCUGUCUUCCUUUUGAGUUCUGUAAGAUUCACUAUUCAUUUUUCCUGUUAGAAGAAUAUUUGUGUCCCAUACUUGAAGAAGCUGGAAAAUAGCUCAUAAACAUAAUUGUAGGAUUUCUCAGUACAAUACAGUGUUAGGCAGAAAAAUAAUGUAAGACUUUUUAAAGAACUUUUGUCCCAUAAUUGGUAAAGUAUAAAAUGUCAAUUUUUAAUCAGAUAUUUCAUGGAUUUUUGCUAACAAUACUUGAAAGCCUUUAGGGAAGAUCUGCAUUGUCUUCCUAUAUGGAUAGUUUUUCUAGGAGGAUUAAUUCUGAGAUGAAAGGUAAAAGGGAAUAUGUGUUGACUAACAAAUUAGAAUUCUUUAACAGUUUAAUGUAAAAAUUAAAUCGAUACCUAUACUGCUUGCCAAACAGAUUUAAAAAUACGUGAAGUAAAAUUAUAGAAGUAUCAAUCUGGCUAAAAUUAACCAUUUUAUAGGACUAAGCAUUAAUGUUAAAAAUCUCUUUUCUGAUUAUUUGUAUAAUCUUAUGACUAAAUUAUACUUGAUUUACAUACAGUCUUAAGACCUUUUAAUCUUUUAGUUGACUAUAAAAAGAAAUACAUAUCCGGUUUCCAUGAUGGAUGAAAAACUGUAAAAGUGUAAACAUAAAGGUUUGUGGCAAAACAUUGAAGGGAAAAGUAAAUACAUAAGUUUUGCUUUAUGACAACUAUUACAUGUUGAAAUAGCUUAAUUCUCUCAGAGUUUUGUUUUUAAAGCUUUCAUGAAGAGCUGCGUAAUUUUAGUGGCAUAGUAUUGAUUAUAGUGCUUCAUUUCUAGUAAAUGUAAGUAACACAAAAUUCAAUGGUUUAUGCCAACUGCACCUAUUAACGGGUUAUUUUUUGAAUCAGUGCGGAGCUCCAGAAGAAGUUGUACAUUAAGAACUGUUAAGUUUGUAGCUCUGGCAGAACUUAAUAAUUUGGGGAUAGUCAUAUUAAAUGAUUUAGUCAUAUUUAUUAAAAGUAAAUUAAAAGGGAUUUAUUUCCAAAACCCUUAGAGUAAUAACAUUCUUACAAAGACAUGUGCUGAAGAACUAUUUUAGUUAAUACUUUGUAUAUAUCAUUCUACUAUUGUCAGCAGAUAACUAUUAGACCUAUUAGUUACAUAAUUUAAAGGUUUAGCUCUGUCACAAUUAUAAAGUCAAAAAAGUGGCAACUAUACUUUGUUGACAUUGAAAUAACAUGGCAAGAAAUUUGACAGUAAAGAGUAUGUAAGUCUCUAAUACUGAAAGAGAUGUGUUUAAGGCUUUUAGAGUUUUUUUCUUGUUGUAGAAACCCUGGUUAAGAGCGGGGGAUUUAGUUCAAUGGCACAGUGCCUGCCUGAAAAGUGGAAGGUCCUGAGUUUAAUUCCUGGUACCAGGAAAAAAAAGAAACCCUGGUUAAUUUAGAGACAAGGAGUUUUGUUUAUCAUUUGUAGAAAAAGGUUGAAAAUUUGAUUCACAGUAAUUUUCAUUAUAUCAUUUUAAUGUUUCCUUCUUGAGGCUGCUUUCUCCUGAACAUACCUUUAAUCUGUUAUGGUUGAACUGUUAUUUAAAGCAAGUAAAAUAUUCUAACCUCAGAUUUAAAAGCACUAUUUCUUUUGAUAUAGCUAUAUAGACCAGUUUCAUUGGUGACAAUUUUAUUAUUCCUAAAAUCCUCUGAAUGUGUUGCCCAGAUGAAAAUUUAAGUGAUACUUACCUUAGACUCAUGUAUACAGGGACACAAUUACAGUUAGAUAGAAUGUUUUAGUCUAUAAAUUUGUCAAAGUUAAUAAAAAAUGCUUGUUAACUUUA
Molecule: messenger RNA, 3125 nt
Organism: Heterocephalus glaber (naked mole-rat)
Lineage: Eukaryota; Metazoa; Chordata; Mammalia; Rodentia; Bathyergidae
Gene: Chordc1
Product: cysteine and histidine rich domain containing 1
Source: RefSeq, a predicted model, not a curated record